Molecule: messenger RNA, 8141 nt
Organism: Mizuhopecten yessoensis (Yesso scallop)
Lineage: Eukaryota; Metazoa; Mollusca; Bivalvia; Pectinida; Pectinidae
Product: serine-rich adhesin for platelets-like
Exons: 15
Coding region: 69-8141 (2690 amino acids)
Biological process (GO): negative regulation of gene expression, epigenetic
Cellular component (GO): nucleoplasm
Source: RefSeq, a predicted model, not a curated record
CCUCGAGCUCACGUGUAAUCUCGAAACAGACGGAGACAUGAAGACACGGAAACGAAAAAACAAAGAUUAUGGAUAACUUGUUUGACAGGUUAAAUGCACCAACCGAAUCUGUCCGAUCACAUUUAGACAUUUUGAAUGGGUACCCGUUGAAAUUUCAGGAUGUCAGCGACGACAAGCGUACGGAAUGGGUGAAAUCACAUUCCGAUGCGAAUGUUUACAAGCAAGAUGGCGGGAAGGAAACAACCAUGCAAAAAGCAUCGGGAACUAAGGAAGAGCGCCCUUCUCCCUUUGUCAUUCCAAAGAAGAAGAGACGUACUAACGAUGUACUGUUGGAUGUGAAGGUGAGCUCGAGAGAUUUCCAGCAUGAGAUACUGCCAGCUAUUACCAAAAGUUAUCGCCAGCCGCAGUCCAGUUCAAGAUUUGUUUACGACCAAGUCCAGACUGUUCAAAACACGUACCUGACAGAUGCAUAUAUGGAAAAGAGGAGGGAGCUGCGUGGGUGUGGAUAUGUUGAGAAGGAACUAUCGGAUAGCUUUGCAUUUCUAUGUAUGGACAUAGAGAACGAGGAAGAGACCAACAGAAUCUGCAGAGAAGGUCUUCAUGUAGGAAACAGUAACGAUUCUUGUCUAGGACACCCAGAGAUGGGAAUUCAUCUAUGUAAGCAUGCUGACAUUUUGAAACCAGUUGGAUUAAAUUUGGGACAUUCUGGACAUCUCAUUGUCUUUAAAGUCAUGAAGGGAAAGAUUAAAUCAGUCAUGGAAAACAGAAGUGGGAGUCGCCUUGAGCCCACCCCUAACUUUGACUGUCACCUGUCCUCAACCAGCGGCAAUGACCUGGGCUCGCUGAACCACCACAACUUGUACGAGUCGACUCAGUUGUACCUGUAUGAGUAUGGAGAUGAAAAUGUCAGAGAUGUACCACGGAAUGCCUGUCCUGUCGCUGUUGUUAGGUUUACCUAUAAUGAAAGUCAAAAGGAUGUCAAGUCUCCAGAUAUGAGCAGUCCAAAGUUUUCAAUGCGGUCGCCACUAUCGGUGAAACCAAUCCCAAUCUCUCCACAAAUCAAGACCGAGAGUCAGAACUUUGUGGUAUGGACUGGUCAUCUAACAGUCAAAGGGUUGUAUGCUUGCUCAGUAGAAAUGAUAUCCAAAGCUGGACAUGCAAAGCCUUCCAGAAUUGGUAAGGGAGUCAACAUCACACACAAGAUGCCGAUAGCUCAGGCGAGGAAGAAGUACCUCCAGAGGGUAACGUCGUUAGACAGGAAGCACGAGGGAUACUGGAAUGGUUACUAUAUCAAUGUGUGUGAACUUCAUCCUGUCAAACCUGAGGGCAAGUCACACUUCCAGAAGGUUAUGAACUACCUAGGAAAGCACAACUGUGUUGCUAUUAGGAAGCUAGAGAAGGAUGUUGUGUUACUACUACUGACAGCCAGUGAACUCACAUUCCAGCUGGGGUUGACCAAGCCACAUCAAUAUCCUGUGAUUCUGUACAGCAUAUUUCUCUCCAGGACUUCAAGAAAGCAUGGAGCUGUUCAAACUGAUCCUUUGAUCCAGUCAGUAAUUACUAUACCACCAGCUGGCUUAGCAAAAAGUGUGAGCUCUGAUCCCCGCCUAAGAGAAAAAACUAAACCCCUUCACAUCAACCUCCCUCCCUCAAGUGUACCCCAUCAAGGUUUUUCAGAAAACUCAAUACAUUCCACUACAGCUAGCCCUAGUCACAACUUCCCUAGUCCCAUCUAUGUACAUAUGCCCCCACCUCCCUCCCCAACUAAAGGAAUGAGGUUAGCAACAAGAGUUUCUCCAUUGGUAGGGGUGGCUCCAAAGAGGUGGACAGCAUCUUCCCCUCCUCCUGUACUUAUCCUUCCAGCUUUCUUUCCCAGUCAGCCUCCCCCACCCCUGACACCUCCAGUGAUGGCCCCAACCUCACCCAUCCAAGGUCUAAGGUCACCUGUGCAUGCCCCCAUGUCACCAAUUAAUCCUUGGACACUAAUUCCUCCCCCUCCUCCCCCACCCCCCAGGACCCCGACCCCAGGGAUAACUCCUGACAGUCCAUACUUCUCACAAUCAGUGGACGUCGUGCAGUCUUUAUAUAGUCCCGUAACAAGUCCAGUUACAAGUCCUAUGAACCGUUCAGCAUCUCCUUCCCAGUCACUGCAGUACUGUCUGCCCCAGACUAGGCCAAUACAUAACAGUAGUGUGUAUAUGGGUGCAAUUGGACAGCCAUCCUCCCCAAGAGAUCCCAGAGAUCCACGAGACCGUGCCAGAGACCCAAGGGACAGAGAUCCACGCCACACAAGAGAUUAUCCAAGGAGCCCACGAGAGCAUGCCUGGGACCCACGGGCUGGCAGUGGCUACAUAUCUCAAGUGUCGCAGUCAGUGAACAGAGACCCUGUCCUAGAUGGAGGAAAAAGCCCUGUAUCCUCAGGUCCACUCACCUCUAGUCCACAACAUCCUACCCAGCCUCCUCCAAAACUCCAGACUCCUCCUCCUCCUUCUUCUCCCAGACAUGAAUCGGAAGGAACACGAUUUGAAUCACCACGGCACUUUUCUAGUUAUCCACCCAAAACCAGCCUCCUAUUGUGCGAUCAGAUCAAGUCAGAAUUCACAAAGCAAGCAAAACUGCUAGAAUCAAUAGCGCAUCGAAAUUUGACUAAGUCUCGAACACUGACAAAUCAAUCAAAUGGUCUCUUUAGUAUGAGUUCAGACAGUGAGUCCGAGAUGUCGGACACGGAGAUGAAUCGUAUUGUUAAAAGAUUCUGUGUACCGACGGACGACUCCAUGGACACAGAAAACAGUGCCAAGGGAAGCCCUUCAAAACCAUUACAGGAGGAAUCCUGCAUUGAAGAAGUUAUGCAUAUGAAAGAACUUCUGAACAAAAGUUUGGAAAAGGCAACUGUAAAAAAGACAGGAAAAAUAAAAGACUUGCAGAAGCAGGAAGCGGAAGCAAUGCGACAGUUGCUAAAUAGUGUCUCGUGUGACAAAAAUCUGCAACAGAAAGGAAAGGUUAUAGCAGGGUGCAAGCAGAAGCAAUCAACUUUAUCAGUGAAACCGUUGCCACAUAAAAAUGAUCGGGAGAAAAAAGUCUCAAAGACAUGUAGGGACAAAACCAUAAGUUCUAAGCUUGAAAAGCUUGAUUCCAAAAAACCAAGAGAGCGUAGUCAUUCUCAAAGUGAGUCAACACGACAACUUAUCUGUAAGGAAAAAGAGCGAAAUAGUCAUUCUAAAAGUGAGUCGACUAGGCAAAGUGGCUGUAAAGAGCAAGAACAAAAACCUAUCCUGUCUAAAAAGCCAAUAUCUGGAAAUGAAAGUGAGUAUAACCUAGCAAACAGUAACCAGAAGCACAUCUCAAAAUCAAAAACUUCUGACAAAAAAUGUGCAAAACCACGGGAGGAAGCCUGUUCAUCUAAGGCUGCCAGUUAUGAAAAGAUCUUGGAGGAAACAAAAGAACAAAAAUCUAUUAAAAGUAGAUCAAGAACAUCCAGCACCAGUUCACAAAGCAGCCGUGGUAUUACCGACGGCAAAAAGUCUGUCGCAAAAUCUUCUGCUCCUAAGCCUUCAAAAAACCCGGAGCAGGCCGAUACAAAACCGGAUAGACUGAAAACAUUUUCAGAAAAGUAUGAAGAGUCUUGUUCAAAGAAAAAGCAAAAGGUGGAUCAAAAGACAUUGCCAAAACAUAAAAUUUCAACAAGUAUCAAAAGUUCCCCUGUGAUAGCAAUGAAAAUGGACAUAUCAUUACCAGUGAUGGCUAGCAAAUCGCAAACUAAGACACUCCAUCCAGAACCUCCAUCAAGGGUAAGCAAGUCAUCCUCCAGCAAAGUCCGGGCUCGCGCUUACAGUUCUAGUGAAGUAGGGAAUAGUGUUAAAGUUUGUGAUGAGCAAGUGAACAGUGCCCCAAAGAAGGCAAAACUAGACCCUGCAAUUAGCUCUGGGAAAAAAUCCAGUUUGUGGUGCGAUGUCAACGUGAAUUCAGACGCAUCGAAAAAACCUGUUCCCAAGAUCGACGAGAAACAACAGACCAAUGAAAAGAAGCUGUCCUUCAAGAUCAAGGGACAAAAAUCUUUACUGCAGAAAGAUCCUCUGAGUGUCAACAAGGGAAGCAAAAGAGGUCUUAAGUGUGGAAAAUCAUCUUCAUCAUCAUCUUCGUCAUCGUUGUCAUCAUCUGCUAAAAGAACAAAUGCGGUCAAAGAAAAGCGAAAGAUAAAAUCAGGGGUCGGAACCAAUCGUGAAAAGUGUUCAAUAGAAGAUGUCCUGCCUGGGUUAUAUAGCUCGGACAUGUCCAAGUUGGGAAGGAUUCCCAAGUUGCCAAAGAUACCUAAAAGAGGACAAACAUCUUCAAAAACAGACACUGCUUCUACUUCUACUUUAACGCCACAAGCUGCUUCCAACUUCAUCACUAUAAAACCAUCAGCUGAUAUCAACACCUCAUCUGAUCUGCGAUCAUCAGCCGAUGUCAACAUCUCACCUGCCCUACAAUCAGUUGUUGUCAGAAAAUCGCCUGCCCUAAAAUCAUCUGAUGUCAAAAUAUGUCCUGCCCUUCAAUCAUCUGAUGUGAAUGUCCCACCACCUGGCACUCCUGAACCCAUCCAUGAUGCCAAGGCAAUGUUGGUUGUCGCUCCACUACCAUCCAAGGUAGAGAAAACUUCAAAGGAUGGUGCGGUACACCCAUCAGUCAAGCAUGUAAAUGAUACAGACAAAAAUAUCAAGCAUGUAGAUGAUGCAGACAAAGAUAUCAAGCAUGUAGAUGAUGCAGACAAAGAUAUCAGAACAUUGCCAGCAAGUAUGGCUGAAGGAUCUAAACCUCCAAAAGCAACUGAACAUGCAAAAUCCAGAACAUCAAUAGAAAUUUGUUCAGAAGAUAAUACUUCAAGCAACGUUAUUUUACAAGAAACUGAAUCAAAAGAUGAAAACAAAUCUGCAGGUGGACAUAAGCAUAAUCAGAGUUUGAUGGAAGAACCGAAAGAUACUUCAUGUAAUAGACCAAUGUUAGAACAGAAUGUCAUGUUAAAUCCUGUACCAGAACUUCGUUUCCUUGACCAAAGUUCUCAAAAGACUUCAUAUAGUUCUUCUUGCUGUUCCUCCAGAGGUUCCUCCGCGGAGAGGGAUUCUAACACUGCACCAGAAAAAAGGCGAAAACAUCUCCGAAAAAGGGACAAGGUAGAAAGCCCUCUGGACAGUAUUAUGAAAUCCAUUAGAAAGUCUGCUGCUGCCAAACUACGAAGCAGUCCUCAGAGUUGGACUGACAAGAAUCAGAGUAAGAGUCCAGGUUUCAGCUCUGACACAGAAAGAUCAAAUGACUCGGCCAAAUCAUUUGCUGGCUUUAAAGGGAAGACCGAUGAGGAUAUUGAGAAAAGACUUCAGAAAAAGUAUGACAGAGAUAAUUCCAAAUCCAGUAAUACUGAAAGGUCAACUGAAGUUCUGAAGUUUGAUGAUCUGCCAUCAGUAAACCUUGGUUUCAUGAUACCGGGGAGCUCCAAUAGGAUAUGCCAUGUUUAUUCCAAAGAAAAUACUGCAGAAGCUCCACGGAUCAAAAGACAAUCUGCUAAGCGAGAACGAUCAUCCUCAACGGAACGCGUAUCCCCUGCAUUGGAUGAUCUCCCUUUGAUUGACAAAGACAAUGAAUCUGGUCAUUCAAAGAUUCUUAGACUUGAAGAAACUGGUGAGUUAGCUGUUAAAGAUUCAAGAACACAGUCUUUUGCACAAGAGAAGUCAAUCACACCAGAAAUUGUUAUUCCUGGACUGGGUGAUCUCCCCUUGUCAGAGGUUGAUCAAGAUUGCAGAAGUUCAAAUGUUGUUUAUAAUCCAUUAAAACUUGAAGAAACUGCUGAGUUUUCUGGCAAGAAAACACCUCACUCUACCAAAAGAGACAGAUCAAUCACUCCAGAAAUUGUUAUUCCUGGAUUGGGUGAUCUCCCUCUGAAAGACUUGUAUGACAAUUCUCAAACUUCAAAAAUUGUGUAUGAUCCACUUAAAUUGUCUAACACAGCUGGAUAUGCAAGAGAAGAAGCAAUACAACCUGCAAAAAGAGAAAGGUCAGAUAUACCGAAAACAGUAAUUCCUGGACUGGGUGAUCUCCCCUUUCCUGACCAAACCUCUCCCAACAUAAAUCAAACAGGACCUACGAACACAGCAGGACUAGAACCUUUCAAGACAGAAACUGCAGCACAGGAGAAUCCUAAAUUGAACACUAUGAAUGUGGAUUCCCAAAUGUUUGAAGAAAGAAAAAUUCAUUCAGCUGAGGACAGAUCCUCUGUGUUUAAUCCUGUUAAACCUCUGGAAAAUGCUUCUUCUGCUUCCUCCUCUGCUAAAGAUAGCAAACCUGCCACCCCAAGUUCAGGUGAAUCUGUACAGGAUGUUGAUUCUGACGAUGGAGAGCUAGUGGUGAAUAGCACAAGAAAAGUUGAGCGAGCAGGUUGGGAGCUGAAGUUGAGGAUCACCAUUCCUAACGAUCUCGGUGGGGAUGCUCGUGUCGACCUUGCGACCUUGGAUCAGACCAUCAGACAGUCACUGCAUGGCCAUGGACAGUUUAGUCGACUGACACCCAGUGAAACACUCCUCAUGACCACCAUUAACAGGGUGGUACAUAAGAAGUCGUUUGAAAGCCCGGACCAGCGCCAAGUGGAGGAAUUAAAUGGACAGAAGAAAGAUUCUACCAAGAGCAAAAAAAGCUCUCACUCCCCAAGUAUUGCAGAGCUCACAAGAAAUCUCUCACCGAGCUUGGUGGAGUUUGCUAGGAAGCAUCUCUCCCCGAGUGUAACAGAUUUCACCAGGAAGCAUGACCCUGAUAUUGACCUUGAACCCUCGGAUCAUUUAAGCGAUUUUGUGUCUUACGAAAGUUGGGGAAGUAACAGGAAUACUGACAGCCUAACAUCAUCUACAAAAUCUACAAAAUCAGAAAAGAAGUGUUUUGCGAAAAACAACCACAGUGCAAGUUCUACAGAAAAGUUGGCUAGUAGUGAAUCAAAACCAGCUUCACCAAGCACAUCAUCUUUACCCGCAAGCAUGAAAUAUGUUCCAGAUUCAGCCUUUGUCCCUAAGAAAGGAUCUUUGGCUGGUAAAUCAUUCAUGGACAGGACAAGGGCUGUUAGUGCUGUUUCUUCAUCAUCAAACCGUGGUGCAGACAUUGUACCACCCCAGUCCACCGCAGCCUCCUCUGGAUAUUCUAGUGACCUGUCGGAUUCCUCAACAACUACUCGUACAGUUACUUAUGCACCAAAGAAGGAUUCAUCAUCCACAGUUAAAAGUGAUUCUUCUGACAAAAUUCUUAGGAAAAGUAAAACAAAUUGUGCCAUGUCUGAGAAAUCCUCAUCUGAAACAGAUAACUCUGAAUCAAAGGAAGCAUCUGAUUCUACCAGAGUUGAAAAAUUAUUGACAGACAUUGCUAGCAGUAGUGAAAAUCAUAAAAAUGAAAAGUGUGUUAAAGAAAAGUCAUCUGCAAAAUUUGCAAAUAUAUCAAAAAUGUCAGCUACUACACCACCAGAAACUGUAUCAUCACCCGUCUCAUCUACAAAUCUGUCAGAACCUGCAUCAUCAUCACCCGUCUCAUCUACAAAUCUGUCAGAACCUGCAUCAUCAUCGCUGUCUUCUACCAAAACAUCGGAAAAUGCAUCAUCAUCACUGUCUUCUACCAAAACAUUGGAAAAUGCAUCAUCAUCACUGUCUUCUACCAAAACAUCGGAAACUGCAUCAUCAUCGCUCCUUUCUACCAAAACAUCGGAAAAUGCAUCAUCAUCACUGUCUUCUACCAAAACAUCGGAAACUGAAUCAUCAUCACUGUCUUCUACCAAAACAUCGGAAACUGAAUCAUCAUCACUGUCUUCUACCAAAACAUUGGAAACUGCAUCGUCAUCGCUGUCUUCUACCAAAACAUCGGAAACUGAAUCAUCAUCACUGUCUUCUACCAAAACAUUGGAAACUGCAUCGUCAUCGAUGUCUUCUACCAAAACAUCGGAAACUGAAACAUCAUCACUGUCUUCUACCAAAACAAUGGAAACUGCAUCGUCUUCGCUGUCUUCUACCAAAACAUCGGAAACUGCCUCAUCAUCGCUCCUUUCUACCAAAACAUCGGAAAAUGCAUCAUCAUCACUGACUUCUACCAAAACAUCGGAAACUGAAUCGUCAUCACUGUCUUCUACCAAAACAUCGUAA